AUGCUUCGGGUUUCUCUUCAAGCCACACGAGCUUGCUUGAAGCAGUCCAAAUCAGCUCAGGUCCAGCCGCUCAGCACCGCCUCAGCACCCGAAUUUGCUAUGCGCACCAGUCAGGCAGUGAAUGAGUUCCAAGCGGUGCAGCCUUCGGCCUCCAAGACCAACGAAUUCCUCAGCUCUAGUGCUUGCAAGGAAGCGUCCCGACAGAGCAAACAAAUUAUAUGGCUAGCGAAGCACUCUCUUCGAGUCGCAUCAGCGACAGAAACCAGCAAUGCGAUAAACGGCGUUCGAUCGAUGAAGGACAGCACAACCCAGGGCUUUGGUAUUCAAAGUACCUCUUUCACACCCAGAUCACUCUGCGCUGAGCCGUGGGAUGGCCCAACGAUAUGGGCACACCUGUGGUGA
This is a messenger RNA of Dothidotthia symphoricarpi CBS 119687, 402 nucleotides long. RefSeq lists its product as uncharacterized. The coding region runs from base 1 to 402 and encodes 133 amino acids. The record is from RefSeq and is a predicted model, not a curated record. Lineage: Eukaryota; Fungi; Ascomycota; Dothideomycetes; Pleosporales; Dothidotthiaceae. The transcript has a single exon.